AUGUGGCAAGAAGCAAAAUUAAGUAUACCUGAAGAUUUAAUAAACAUUUUAGCUGAAGAUAGAACCAAUUGGCACUUUAACCCACCUUAUAGCCCAAAUUUUGGAGGUUUAUGGGAAGCUGGGGUGAAAUCUAUAAAAUAUCACUUAAGAAGAAUUCUUGAUAGAACACUUACCUUUGAAGAGAUGUCCACCACACUGUGCCAGAUUGAAGCCUGCUUAAACUCACGUCCACUAUGUCCAAUAGAUCAUAAUGAUAUUGACAAUUUAAAUGUACUUACUCCUGGACACUUCCUCAUUGGAGAAGCUCCAAUCAAUGUACCUGAACCAGAUCUUAGCCAAAGUGCAUUGUUAGGAAGCAAUGGCCGCACGCCUUUGCCGCCAAAAUUGAAUUCCAACUUUAAGCUGGAAACUUCUAAGAUUGGAGACAUUCACUCACUGUACUGGAUGCAAGAUUCGCAACAUUUCAGUUCUGGAAUUGAAGUCAAGGUGCAUUAUGCUAGCAUAUCGAGACUAGAUGUAGAAAAGGCCAUAGGUAUGAUGAAUAAAGCUGCAAUAGGAACUGAUUCAGACGACAAUCAUUUUGGUUUCGACUUUAGCGGCGUUACAAAAAGUGGCGAACGCGUCAUGGGUAUUGUGGUUGAUGGCUCAUGUAAGCGCACGGUGAGCGCACGUCCAGAUCUUCUGUGGCCGAUUCCGGAUCAUUGGGAGUUUGAAGAAGCCGCUACUGUACCAAUGGCCUACAUGACGGCGUUUUACUGUCUCAAUUCGUGUGUU
Messenger RNA from Bombyx mandarina (wild silkworm), 774 nucleotides. Its product is annotated as fatty acid synthase-like. The record is from RefSeq and is a predicted model, not a curated record. Gene Ontology annotation, molecular function: fatty acid synthase activity; oxidoreductase activity. Gene Ontology annotation, biological process: fatty acid biosynthetic process. Lineage: Eukaryota; Metazoa; Arthropoda; Insecta; Lepidoptera; Bombycidae.